AUGUUGUAUUUUCUAUUUCUGCUGUUGGCAGUUCGCGCUGAAGACGUGGCUUUCAUCCCGUUGUCGCGCGAAUUUCUGGAUAUUCUUCGUAAUGAAACAUAUUAUAACAAGUAUGCUACACCAACCCAAUAUGAUGGAAUUCCAACGAAUGUCUCCUUAUCCAUGUUCAUCGAAGGUAUGUCAUCCUUCAGUGCUCAAACUAUGGAUUAUCAUUUGGAUAUGUAUUUUCAACAGGAAUGGAUGGAUCAUCGCCUAAAGCAUAAUCACUCUGCUCCAAUAUUGGUGAAGGACAAGAAAGUGUUUAGCAUGAUGUGGCAUCCAGACGUUUAUUUCGCUAAUGCUCGUUCGGCAUCAUUUCAAGAAAUCACGGAUGAUAAUUUUCUAGUAUGGGUAUAUCCAGAUGGACGGGUUUGGUAUGAUGCCAGAAUUUCAUUG
Auanema sp. JU1783 is the source of this 435-nucleotide messenger RNA. Lineage: Eukaryota; Metazoa; Nematoda; Chromadorea; Rhabditida; Rhabditidae. The record is from the annotation of a GenBank genome assembly.